Messenger RNA from Macrobrachium nipponense, 574 nucleotides. RefSeq lists its product as uncharacterized. Bases 2 to 574 code for a protein of 190 amino acids. The record is from RefSeq and is a predicted model, not a curated record. Lineage: Eukaryota; Metazoa; Arthropoda; Malacostraca; Decapoda; Palaemonidae. The transcript has 4 exons.
GAUGAUGGCUCACAAAGUCCAUUUCUCAAUUCUCGUCCUAAUUCUUCUAUGCUGUGAUGCCCAAGGAGAGUUAGAGGUUGAGGAUAGUAUAGGUCAUAAGGAAAGGGAAGAAUAUUCGCGAUUUGGACUUCUACAGAAUUCCACGAACGGAAGCUCCGGAAACCCAGCAACUUCGACUUCGCACCAAACAAUAAGAUAUAGCUGUCCAUGGCCUUACCAAAACAUUGCCACACAUUGUCUUCAUAGGGAAUGCCUCCUCCUUGAAAUUUACGGCUGGAUGAGCGCCCGGAAGUACUGCGAGUCUCUAGAUGGGGAUUUAGCGUGGUUUGAAGAUAAAGAUCUGCCCCCAAUCAUUGGUUAUUUGAAUGUGGUUAACUCUGUGACCUAUUUCGUCGGUGGCAGGCAGUUUAAUUCCACGUCAGACUUCGAAUGGGUGAAUGGCCAGAAACUUCCCGAUACUUCCUCACCCCUGUGGUACUAUAGAGAUUAUGAAGACUACAAUUGUGUAUCACUCUCUAACAAUAAUGGUUAUAAACUUAGUAACCAAGAUUGUAUGUCGAAUAAAUACAGUUGA